Messenger RNA from Paralichthys olivaceus (Japanese flounder), 2264 nucleotides. Lineage: Eukaryota; Metazoa; Chordata; Actinopteri; Pleuronectiformes; Paralichthyidae. The record is from RefSeq and is a predicted model, not a curated record.
UCGGUUCUCUCGCAGGUACAGAAGCCGGAAGUGAAGAGGUCAGUGAUUGUGAAGCCUGGUCCGGUCGGUGCUGGGCUCCGGGGCUCGGACGGAAUCAUGCCUCCGGACGGUGCGUUCACUGCCGCGCUGCUGCUGCUGCUCAGCUCGGUGUCAGCUCUGACAGUUCUGCCCCCGAGGAACGUGACGGUGAGCUGCGAGAAUCUGAAAACAUGGGUCAGCUGGGAGUUCGGCGAACAGCAGCCUAGCACCAGCUUCAGAGUGGAAACCGUUAGCUCCGAUGGGCGACAUGUGAAUGUGACCACGGAGCAUCAGUAUGAUCUGACCCGGUUCAUCUGGGAGUCUCAGGCUCACUUCAUGGGUUUCCACUCAGUGAAUGUAACAGCUCUACAGCAGGGGGGGCAGUCCCAGCCGGUCCAGUCCAAAUCCUUCACCUUCAACAAGGACCGGCCGGCUCAUAAAUACUGUGUGUUAGACUUCCCUCCUGUCGACGUGACGGCAGGCAACUCCGGCAUCACCGUCACUUUCCAGAAUCCCUUCCACUUCUACUCAGAACUGAAGAAGGCCGACAAGCUGCAAGUCUUUGCAUUCGACAUCUCCUUCGAUCGGAUGAAGAACGGUUCAAAGAUUCCACAAGUGCAAAAGGAUGAAUACACGUCCUAUUGCAAAUCGACUGAGGUCAUUUGCAGAUACGAACUCUCGCACGGCAAGGAGCAGUGCAUCAAGGUCAAGGGAAGGUUGUAUUCCUCGAACCGGGCCGAAGAAGUGGAGGUCAGAGAGACCGGACGCAUCUGUCCCACAAAACCCAGCAAGGCCCAUGAGAUAACGCUCUCCAUCCUGCUGACCGUCUUUGUCCUCAUAAUCGGUGUGUUAACAAUUAGCAUCUGCAUCGCGAGAGCCUGGACACAGAAGACACAGAAGACACAGAAGACACCGAAAGCUCUGGACUUAGAGCCAUAUGAUGAUGAGCGCAACUUAUUGAACCCGGUCAUCGAAGAAGUGGUCAGCCCUGUAAUGGUCAUGGAACGCAGCAGGAGCUCUUCAGUCAGCUCGGAGGACGGCGGCCUCCAGGACGGCGGCACCUGCUCGGAUUUACGCUACAUGACCGGAUCUCUCUACAUGGUGGGAGGACUGUCAGAGGGAGGAGACCAGGAGGCCAUGGAGAUGAUGUACGAGGAGCCUGCAGACGAGGAGCCUGCAGACGAGGAGGAGCAGAGAGCUGUAGGGAAUUAUGACCGCCAGCACGUGGUGAGGGUGGACUUGGGGGGAGACACAGCGGAGGGUUACAGAGAGAGAUAGAACGAACCGUCAGAGGUUUGGGUCUGAUGACUGUUCUAAUGACUGACCCAGACCAAGAGACGCCGGAGAACAGCUGGAGGUUCCCCCCCCCAAUCACCCUCAAACCUCUUCUGUUUGCUCUGUCACCUCCAGAAAAACGAAACCUUCGUUUUUAACACGUCACGUUUACGAGUGUGGUCGGUUUGUCUUGUGGCUGUUUGCCGAGGUGAGCAACAACCCGGGGGAGAACCGGGACGCCACCGGAUCCUUCACCACAACAUCACAGAGACGAUGAGAACGACGUUUACACCCAAACACGACCACACAGCACUUUGCUCCGACCUCUCAACAUUAGGAAACUCUCUGCUCGGGGGGGGGGGGGGGGGGGGGGAUUUAAACCUUCCAGCUGUUUUGCAUCUGGAUCUCAGCUCCUGUGGGAUUUUUAUGAGACGCAGAUUAUUAAGAACAGAGAAGUUUUUAAAUCAAAGAUCUCAGGAUUUCUUUUUAAACUGUUGUUAUGAAUUCUUUCUUUGUUUUAAGGGACGGUUCAGCAUCAAACCGUGUCCAGCCAACACGUUUAUGAGAACGCUGAAGAAGCAGGUACCUUUUCAUGGCAAGGUGUGGGUCGCCCAGAGCAAACACAGAAUUUAAAACAUGACUGUUCUCAGGAGCCAGAUAAAUAAAACUAGCUGACGCCUUAAAAGACUUUUUAAUGUUGUAGAUUCAACUGUGAACCUCAGAGAAUCCUGGACUCUGAUCUCAGCGGGUUUGUUGGCAUCAUAAAAUCCACAGGGUGACCUGGCUGUGAAGAUAACGUGUGGGAGUGAUUCUCUCUCUGGACUUAAACUAUCAGGGUCUUAAUGUUUUUAAUAUUUGCCUCAACACUUGUUUUUAUGAAGUCGUAAUUGAUCUCGUUAAGUAAUUUUAGAACAAAUGUUAAAUUUGUUUUUUUUUUAAAUUAAACACAGAUUUACAUGAAUAUUUGCUCU